Selaginella moellendorffii is the source of this 2195-nucleotide messenger RNA. Its product is annotated as endoribonuclease Dicer homolog 1. Bases 1 to 2187 code for a protein of 728 amino acids. Gene Ontology annotation, cellular component: nucleus; cytoplasm. The record is from RefSeq and is a predicted model, not a curated record. Gene Ontology annotation, biological process: siRNA processing. Gene Ontology annotation, molecular function: RNA binding; ribonuclease III activity. The transcript has 6 exons. Lineage: Eukaryota; Viridiplantae; Streptophyta; Lycopodiopsida; Selaginellales; Selaginellaceae.
AUGAAGGCCAUGGAGGAGAAGAUCGACGAUCUUGUCACGGCAUUGGGGGAAGUCUCCCAUUGCAAUGCUGCUCCAGAUUCAGGCAAGAAGAAAUAUCCCCUUGUGCCGCCUAGCGAUGGCAAAUCGCCGCUCACUGCAUCGCCACGGCACUACGAGCGCGGCAUUCCUGGUGUCGUCCAGGCAAGUCCAAGGGUCGACCAUUCGUCGGACAGGAUCUUGUUCCAUGCCGUGGCCAUACGCUAUGAGCUUGUGAUGGAAGGCAAGGAUCCAUUGCAACGGCACGCCACGGAGUUUGGAAUCCUUCUACCCACCAGAGUCGAUCCAGCCGUGGCAGCGAUGGUAGUGGAAUUGUUCCUCCAAGAAAACUCCAUAGUCCGUGCCCAUCUAGAGGAGAUUGGAGAAGUGCUGGUUUCCUCGGACGAGGUGGUGAAGAUCAAAGAAUUUACCAAAUGGCUUUUCGAUCUCGUCCUGGGCCGCUCCCAAGACGCGAGGCUAUCGGAGUACCGAGAGGGUCCAAAGCUUUACUAUGCCGUUCCACUGCUAGAGACUUGGCGAUGGAGGAGAGAGGAGUUUAAGCUGGUCGUGGAUUGGAACUUGAUGGCUGCUGCAACUUCUUCCGGUUUGCAUUACGCUGACUCGAUGAUCGCUUCCGAAGCACAGGCCUCGAACGAGAAGAUCGCGAUUGACAGCUUGAUCCUUUGCUCUGGAAAAUCGUGCGUCGUUCUAUCGAAACACUCGAACGAAGUUGUUGCUGUGAGGGCGCACCGGGCACUGAGCUAUCUCACGAAACACAAUGGUGCUACACUAACGAAAAAGCUAAGAGCCGUCACCUUUUCAAGAAGGGAGUGCGUACUUUCGAAAACUUUACUACCGGGAAGCUUGCAUAGAGGCGCUCUUCGGCUUCCUUCUGUUAUGUACAGGCUUGAGAUGGCACUGCUAGCCGCAGAACUGCGUGAUGCAAUGGACGUCCCGGUCUCAGCUUUGAAGCUGUUGGAGGCUUUGACAUCCAGAGCAUGCUGUUUCAAUGUAUCUUACGAGCCACUAGAACUGUUAGGAGACAGCGUGCUGAAGAUCGUCGCUGGAACGUAUGUCUACGCGACGAUGCCUUCGAUGGGCAGUGAAGAGCUUGGCCUGGAGCUGUACAAUAUAGUUUGCAACAGCACGCUUUCCAGUUUGGCACUAGCUCGGAAUCUGUACCGGUAUGUAUUUGCGGAGAUGUUUUCGCCGCUGAAGUGGAUAUCUCCGGGCAUGAUACCAGCAGCGGCAAAGAUUCCGGAACAACUGCUCUCGACGAAGACGCUGGCGGACGUAGUAGAAGCCGUUCUGGGGGCAUGCGUGCUGGAAGGGGAACUUGCUGCCGCUAUGGCAGCAGCGAACUGGCUCCAGAUACCAGUCCGGUUUCCUCCUGAGGCCGAAGAUCAUCACAGAUUCGAAGUCACAGGCUGCGGAUCAUUAACAGAUGAUGAUUUGAAGGAACUACAAGAGAAACUCGGCUAUCAGUUCAGGAACAAGCAGGUCUUGCGAGUUGCUCUGAGCUUUCAUGACGACAACUUCACUUUCAGGCGUCUAGAGUUUCUCGGCGAUGCAGUGCUGGACUACCUCGUGACACGGCACUUGGUCAGAUCAUUCCCGGACCAGUCGGCCGGUCGCCACAACACCAUAAAGCAGGCAACGAUCAACAAGGAGCACUACUCCUGCAUUAGUAUUCGUCACGGCUUCCACGUUUAUCUUCAGAAGGUCCACUUCGUCCCUCAAAUUGCCGAGUUCGCAGAAUCACUUGUCGAAGAGCAUGCAAGGGGGAAAGCAUGCUCGACUUUCGGCAUUUCCAGACUAAACUCACCAAAACUGCUUGGAGACGUGAUUCAAACACUGGCAGCUUCAAUUUUUAUCGACUCCGAGUACGAACCAGAUAUUGUUUGGAAGGUGUAUGAAAGGCUCUUAGAACCAAUCGCCACUCCGGAAAACGUGAUGCUCCAUCCAGUCAAGCAGCUCGAGACCUUGUGUAGAGAGCAAAGACUUGCUCUCGAGAUCCAGUGCACUGAGGUGGACGGUUUCAUACGCGCCGAUGUUGUGAUCGACAAUGAGCGCGUCAGCUGCUGCGAGCACGAAGAGAAGCGCGUGGCAAGACGCUUAGCUGCGAUGCAAGUACGUAUAUAUAUAUUAUCAACUCAGUUUUUCGUCCUCUAACGCAAAGU